Megachile rotundata (alfalfa leafcutting bee) is the source of this 991-nucleotide messenger RNA. Its product is annotated as A-kinase anchor protein 14. Gene Ontology annotation, molecular function: protein kinase A regulatory subunit binding. NCBI's taxonomy places the organism in Eukaryota, Metazoa, Arthropoda, Insecta, Hymenoptera, Megachilidae. Gene Ontology annotation, cellular component: cAMP-dependent protein kinase complex. The record is from RefSeq and is a predicted model, not a curated record.
UAGCACGACAGAUUUUGUUAGAAGAUUUGUCAACCAAGCAGUUUUCAAUACGUUAAAGAUUAUUGAUAACAUGGUUGGUAAAAAAAAUUACAAUAUUUUCCCUUGAUUGUAAAGUCUUUAAAUUUAUCUAUGACAAGUAGGGAAUUCUGUGUCCCAAUAAUAUACGAAAGAUGGGUUGCUUUAAGAACAAGUGGCCUACUUGUGGUCAUUUUGAUAUAAGGGAAGGUAAAAGGAGUAUAAUUGCAGAAAUGGAAUCGUGGAACGCAUUGCCGGCUUUGAAGGAUUGGAUGUUUCAUGUAAGCUUCAUUAGCCUCACUCGUCAAAUUCGUACGGAAUUUUAUACGUAUCAAGUCCUUUGGAGCGUACCUACACCAAUUUAUCCUGAACCUCAAGUCACUGUCGCAGUGUUUUUCUACGUUGCAGCGAGCACAAUUUAUCCACCUCAUUUUCCUGUCGACGUAACAUACUGUUUCGAGGGACACCAGUUUAUGCAUAAUCUGAACAUUCCAUUCAGACCUAAAUGGCUGUACGAUAUCUUAGAUAUGAAAACGAUGAUGUUCAAGACUUUCACCUUUUGACUUAUUCGUAAAUUAUUAAUUAUCGUACCAUUUGAAUUUAUGUUUAAAUAAGGAUCGUGGAACGGUAUUGAGGGCAUAUGCAAAAUGUCGUAAAAAUAAGGGUGUCGUAUUCGGCUCACGCCUGGUACACUUGAGUAUACAUAUACCGGACGUGCGUUUACUUCAAUUGGUCAAGCAGUAAGAGCAGGUGACAGCCUUCGAGGAAAAUACACCUAAUGCACCGGUCGUUUUCAGCAACCCUUACAUUACGUUCGAUUUACUAACCCUCCGCGUAAAGUAUAUUAAUAGUUCGGUAUCACGUAUUCAUGAGAAUACUAAAUCUCUUAUUUCAUUGACAGUUUUACAGAUUAUUUCAAAUAUAGUAGACUACCUUUAUACUGCCACUUUUAUAUGAAUUUAUCAGUCAUAAUGAA